AUGACUAAUGUUAGUUACUUGCCAACGUAUGCAACAUCCGAGAAUACGAUUUCAACUCCUCUACCUAUCGUCUCUAAUGAAAUACCAUCUCCUCACAAUAAGAAGCGAAAGAAUCAUUCAGGGGCUUGGAAUCAUUUCAUUAUAUCGUCAGAAGAAGAACACAAAGCUUCUUGCAAGUACUGUGACACAAAAAUUAAGUAUAAUAAUGGAACUAGUUUUAUGCAUGCUCUUUUAUCGAGAUACCUUGUUUACAAGAGACAAAGGACAUCAUCUUCUAUGACAAGUGUUGAAGAACAUGUUGGAUCUCUUUUAAUUGUCAAGUUUGACCAAGAAGCUAUUCGAAGAGCAAUGGUUAAGAUGUUCAUUAACAUGGAGAUUCCUUUUUGGAAGGCAUGUAUUGAUGAGGAGAGCAUGGACUAUAAAGGUUUAGUUUCUCUAGAUGUUGAGACUCGUUGGAAUUCAACUUACUUGAUGUUAGUAUCCGCAUUAAAAUAUGAAAGAACCUUUGAAGAAUUAGGUUUUCAAAAUAAAAGGUAUGUGAUUGAGUUAACAAAAAAGGGAAAAGGUGUUCCAAUGGAAGCAUAUCAACUUAAUCAUUUCAUUCUUGAAGUUGUUUUAUGUUGCCACUGUACAUAUACCAGCAACUCAAAAGAUGAAAAAGAAAUAUGA
This is a messenger RNA of Vicia faba (fava bean), 669 nucleotides long. Lineage: Eukaryota; Viridiplantae; Streptophyta; Magnoliopsida; Fabales; Fabaceae. The record is from the annotation of a GenBank genome assembly.